Linepithema humile (Argentine ant) is the source of this 1009-nucleotide messenger RNA. The record is from RefSeq and is a predicted model, not a curated record. Lineage: Eukaryota; Metazoa; Arthropoda; Insecta; Hymenoptera; Formicidae.
GAUUUUGUUAAAUAAAUCAAAAACAUGCAAAAGAAUCGUAUCAUUCUCAAUAUACUAUGAACUCAACUAAUCACGUAAAAAAGAUGACAGACUUAUCUCUCAAGUAUGAUUGGCGGGAUAGAGGAAUCAUAGGACCUGUUCGAAAUCAAGAAUCUUGCAAAGCAUGGUGGGCAUUCAACAUUAUCGGAAUAGUCGAAUCCAUGUACGCCAUCGAAACCGGAACUUUGUAUUCCCUUAGCGUGCAAGAAGUAAGUCGGAACUAUUAUAUUUCUGACCUGUUUUUCUGUUUACAACGGUUCCUGAAUAUUAAUCGAGUUUGUUCCAGCUAUGUGGAUAGAGAGUAUUAUCUUUUGAACCGGCUCGUUAAUCACGGACCUGUAGCUUAUGUAAACGCCAUAAACUGGCAGAAUUAUCGAAGUGGUAUAAUAGAUUAUAAUUGCGACGACUCCAUUUUUAAUAUGAAUCAUGCGGUGCAAAUAGUGGGAUACGAUACAAUGGGGAUGAUACCGUAUUACAUCGUUAAAAGCUCGUGGGGAUCCAAUUUUGGUGAAAAUGGUUAUCUUCGCCUUGCAAUGAAUAAAAAUAUAUGCGGUAAGAUCAAUUAUGAACGGAGAGCAUGUGAUAUUCAAUUAAAUAGAUCAUCCAUUUCAGCGGACGAGUAAAUACUUAUUUGUGUGUUCACAGGUAUUGUCAAUGAAAUCGUGUCGUUGGACGUUAUUUAAUCGAUUAAUUUUAAAUCCUUUGUAUCUGAGAAGUAUAUAUCGAGAAUCCAAGAAUCAAAAUAUAAUAGUGUAUAAUACGUAUAUACGUUAAUAUUUCUUUUUAUAAAAAUAUUUUGUAAGCAGAAAUGUUGCAAAACUGUAAACUAAUAAAAAAUAUAUUCGGCGUAAUAAAUAAUAUUAUAAUAAUAUUAUAUUCCUCAUGCCGAUUAUUUUUGUAGCGUACGAAACCUUGUACGAAACCUUUCAAAUAUGCUUAAAUAAUGGAUGAUACAACAAAUUUAAUAUUU